AAAAGGCUCACAAAGGAUAGCCUGGUUGCUGACCAGGCAAGGGCAAAAUAGCUGAUGCCCACGCCGGUUGCCAACAUGACAAACAUAAGACACCAGAAGUUUGCUGCCGCUCGUAAUUGUGCAAAGUCGCCCCAGAGCUGGAAGAGGGUUACCAGGUUCGCAAAGAGGGGUCGUCGAAUGUGAAAACGUACCUCCUCCUCCCAAAGCCCCAAGUGCCAUGAUGAGAUACCAAGGCCAGUGGCACAUCUGUU
Messenger RNA from Pyricularia grisea, 251 nucleotides. RefSeq lists its product as uncharacterized. The coding region runs from base 55 to 183 and encodes 42 amino acids. NCBI's taxonomy places the organism in Eukaryota, Fungi, Ascomycota, Sordariomycetes, Magnaporthales, Pyriculariaceae. The record is from RefSeq and is a predicted model, not a curated record. The transcript is spliced from 2 exons.